AUGGCUCGCAAAGCUGGCGACCCUGCCCCUCGCGUCUCCGCAGCCGGUAUGGCGGGCCGGGGCAACGGGGUUCCUCCGCCGUCUACCAUCGCCGCUCAGAUCGUCGACAAUCAUUCUCGUACACAUGGGGCCCAAGAGCCUCAAAACAACGCGCUCUUUGGCCAGCUUCUGCAGGAGUUUUUGACAGAUCCGUCUGCGGAAGAGUCUGAUGUGCGACUCAAUUUGCAGCUGGUUUCUGUCGUUGUCGAGGCCGGCUUCAAUGCUCUGCUCAAAGAGGAUCCUUUCGGCCGCGACCUGCUGCUUUCGCAAGCCAGAGAUGCCAUUCUCACGGCGCUGGAGAGCCAAAGCUCGACCCUCCUUGCAGGUCCCUUUUACAAGGUCACCCUUCCUCCACCUAACAUGGUCUCAUGUCUGCUUCCCGAUGGACAACAAAUCGUGGCCAUCCCUCAAAACUGUCAAAUGGAGACAAAUAGUCUCCCACAAGCUGCCAACAUUGCUCUGGCGCUCGUCGAAACUAUCUGCAGGUGCCUUGACCAACCCUGGGUCACAUGUAUUGCAGUCACUGUUCAGGCUACGAUGCCUGAAUGGAUUGCUGACGGCCUUGAUCGUCUGUGGGCUUGUUGUAGAAGGCCGAACCUCUUGCAAAAGCCCCAGAAAGAUGAUCUUGAUCUGCUUUUGCACUCGUUCCUCUCGGUCUUGAGAUCAUUUGCACCACAGGCUGCUCCGGAGCAAACGGCAGUCAUCCACACCCCAAAGACUUCAACUGCGUUCUAUGAGAUACUCUCCGAGAUUACUGAACAGAUAUGCGAUUUGCCGGCUCGCUCGACUGUUCAGCUAGAACUUUCUGAUGUCCUCCUCACCACCAUUUGGCUCAACCGGCCUACGAAAUCGGAUCAAUGUCCGUUGUUCGAGACCACUCCACCAACCGGCAGCAUUUUCAACGAGGUGUUUCUCUCGACUAUAGACUCGAUUGCCCAGGAUGACACGCGGACUGCCCUUCUUGAGCACGAUCUACGGAGCGCCAUCGCCCUCUGUGUUAAACGCAUGGACAGACUGAGCGAGAAACGGAUAGAAUCUCAAAUGUCCUUCGAAGCACAGUGGACGAAAGGAGCUACCGAUAUUGAAGAUACCUUUUUGCUGGAUAAGUUUUCCGAACUACUCCUUGAAACCCAACCAGAAGAGUUUCCGGACAACGAAAGGCCACGGAAACGACAACGCGUCGAUGUGCCAACUCAAAAGCCGCGGUCAAAAUCGUACUGGGACCAUCUGGUCAUCAAAGCGAGCAUGUAUCUGAGUGACGGCGAUCAAUCGGGUCUGAAGGGCAUGAGGACUGCAGUAGAGGAAAAGUUUCCAAAAUUGUCGGAAAGCGACAAGUGCAGAGCCCUGACUGCGUUCAUGAGGCUACCUUGUGCAGCUAUGGACACGCUGAAAGCAAACAUUCUCAGUAACGGUGACAUCGCCGACUCGAGCUGCGCCAUAUGCGACAACGGAGAUAACAGGACAUCUCAUGGCCACCGGACCUGGAACACCGAUGGCACCGGAGAGGCAUGGAAGGAUGCCAUUACGGUCAUGGAGAAAAUUGUCAGUUGCCCAGAUCUUCAGCGAUGCAAGGCGCCUCGAGUAUUGGCUGCUACAGCAAUUAAAAAUUUGUUGAGCCACAUCAAUGACCGAGAAGCCCUUAGCCUGACGAAAUCCUCGCUUGGGCAAUGGUGUAUGAAGUCCUUGAAAAGUUCACUGCGGGAACUACGUCUUGCUGCGGGACAUGCUCUCCCGGUCUUUUUGCAUGACGGAGUACCGGAAGACAUUCGGCAGAAGAACCGCAUCGCUGCUCUUAAUUUCUUGGUUCAAAUCGCAGAUCGGGACGAGCUUAACGAGCAGGAGACGCUCAUUGUCGCGUGGGGACAAGUGGCUAGAGUUUGUGGCGAUGACGAACUCAACAUUGCGCUUCUGCAACUAGUCAAUUACCUGGGACACACCAAUCCUGUUAUAUGCAGCGUGGCAUAUUAUGAGCUCCAAGCCCUAGCUCAAGCGUUCAACUGCAAGCCGGGGGAUAUGCUAAGACCUUUUUGGAGAAACGUCGGCUUUGAAGUGUUCAAGGACCUCUGUGUCCGACCGCAAAAGGCCCAGUCACUUUCGGACCUCCUCGAGACCAGCGUAAAUCAACUUCUUCUAUUGACUCAACGAGAAGUCAUCCCAUACCUUGUCCUCAUGAAGAAGAAGGACGUCCUGAAGCGAGUUGCAGCGGCGCGACAGACGACUGUCCAAGACGUCUGCCUGCAGCCGAAGGAGAAUCUCGCUGCGAUCUUGGCCACUCUGCUGAUACAUCCCGCUGACGAUAUCGAAACAUCCACCUCUGCGCUCCUGUGCGAAUCCGUACCAGAUUUUGAGAAGGAGGACUUGAGCAGCUUGAUCAAGCUCUCACCCACCUACAUCGCCUGCGACAUUCUCAAAGCCUCGGCUGGAGAAGAAGGCGCAAGGAAGAAAGAGAUCCAUCGAGCGUUCUGUACUUUUGCUGCUCUUUCACUUUGUGAACGGCGCAGUGGAACCUCUAGCCGCCAGAGCACCAAGGAACAAAACGUUCUGGCGCAAUUCUUCCAGGCCAAUAUCCUCGGAAUCAUGGCCCAUUUGUCGAGUACCAUGGACAGCUCGAGAGCAUCGUCAUCGCUUUGGGAGAGAAAUAGGAGCCUUGGCGCCAUCGAGGAUCUCAUCGUUUUAGCGGGCGCCCACGUCAGCCCCGCGCUGCCUCAAGUUCGCGCAUGCCUCCAAUCGGCCUUAGACGUGCCUCAGUUGUGCAACAAGGCAUUCUACGUGUGGUCUUCUCUCAUCAAUGCUGUGGAGAAGGGCGAGAUUAAAUUGCUGAUCGACCAAACCUUUUCUGUAGUGGUCCGCUACUGGGACUCGUUCACACAGGACGUCCAAAAGGAGGCCUACAGCGUCAUCUCAGCCAUCGUACAUGACCACAACGAACUUCUUCGGGAGAGAAUCGACAUGCUCCCAACGUUGCAGUCCAUUCCGCUGUUCAACAAGAUCGAGUCCCAGAUCAAUCAGUUCCGCCAAAAAUCCUCGGUGAACCAGUUUGAAGCCUUUACGCGCCGCUGCCAGGAUGAGAACGCAUCAGUCGUCGCUCAAGCUUUGAAAGAAUUGAGAUUGUACUUGGAGACUGACCAGGAAUUCAUCCACGAAACCACCGUUGCUCAGCACCCGAGUAAUGUGGUGGCACAGCUUUGCCGCUCCAUACUAGAUGCUUCCGUCAGGUUCACCGAGAGUCGUUCCGAGAUUGCCAUCCUAGCUGCGCAAUGUCUUGGCCUCGUGGGCUGCUUAGAUCCGUCUCGAAUCGAGACAGUGCGGCCAAGGCGGGAGAUUCUCGUACUCUCGAACUUGGACCGGUUCGAUGAAGCCGUCGAAUUCAUUGCAUUCAUGCUGGAGUCGGUACUGGUGAAAGCCUUCCAGUCAGCCACCAACGCAAUAUCGCAAGCAUUCAUCGCCUAUGCUAUGCAGGAAAUGCUCAAGUUCUGUGGUUUCAGCAGCGAAGCUACUGCAUAUCGACUGCGUUCGUCGCAAGGAAGUCCAUCCUACCAACGCUGGAGUGAGAUUCCUGAAACAAUCCGAAGCACGCUCACGCCUUUCUUGAGCUCGAAAUAUGAGGUCAACCGGAGAGAUAAUCAGGAGCCAACCCAAGAAUACCCGAUCUACAAACCAAAACUCACCCACGCCAUGUGGCUGCGAGAUUUUGUUCACGAUCUGCUCCUACGGCCCAAGGGGAAAAACACGCGCGAAAUUUUCCCAAUUCUGUCCAAGAUCAUCAGAGGGCAUGACUUGGCUAUCCCGACAUUCCUACUUCCGUUUACUGCUGUCAAUGUCAUCCUCGAAGGAACUGAGAAGGAGGUCGAGAACAUCGUCCAAGAACUGGUCUUGGUCCUGGAGACAAGCGUAGAUGGGCCAGGGCCUGAGGCUGACUCAUUGAAACAGUGCAGCGAGAACGUCUUCCAAGUGCUUGACUAUAUGUCGAAAUGGCUGCAAGAAAAGCGUAAGCAGCUGAACGAAAGCCGUCUGCUUGCGUCCAGAUCCGGAAAGAUGCCGUCAGAGCUUGACGAGCUUAAAUCCGUCUCGCAGAUCAGCAGCAUUGAGCGCGUUCUGCAUGCCAUACCGGCUGAGGUCAUAUCUCGCCGCGCCGUGGAAUGUGGCUCCUACGCUCGUGCUCUUUUCCACUGGGAGCAGUACGUGCGUCAGAAGAAGGAGCAAGCGGAGACUUCCAAUAAAGCCAUUGAUCAGGAGAACCUCUAUCAACACCUUCAGUAUAUCUACACUCAAAUUGAUGAACCAGACGGCAUUGAGGGAAUUUCUGCUCAUCUGCAGAUCCUCGACCCGUCCCAGCAAGUCCUGGAGCAUCGAAAAGCUGGCAGGUGGACGGCUGCACAGAGCUGGUAUGAAUUAUCCUUGGCCGAGAAGCCGGAUGAUCCAGAAAUCCAGUAUCAGCUCCUCAGUUGUCUGCGAGAGUCUAACCAGUACGACUCCCUACUGGUUCAGGUCCAGAGUUUCCAGAAGUCAGCAGGACCAUGUGCGCCCAAGAUUCUUUCGCUUGCAGCGGAAGCUUCGUGGGUCACUGGGAAGUGGAAGGUGCUUGGGGACCUCUUGUCUACGGCUCCGGCUGGUCUGCAGGAGUUCAACGUCGCUGUUGGCGAUGUCUUGCUGUCGCUACGACAGAAGGAUGUGAAUGGUUUCAUCGCGAAGAUCAACGACCUACGAGAGUCAAUCGCUCGAGGACUAUCGCCUUCAACCACGGCCUCGCUGCAGGCGUGCCACGACCCGAUGCUGAAGUUACACGUUCUCUAUGAGAUUGAAGCAAUCAGUGGAGCAGCUGACGCUUCCUCAAUGAGUCGCACAGACCUUCUCAAGAACAUGGACCGGCGCCUUGAUUUCUUAGGAGCAUACACGGCAGAAAAGCAGUACAUCCUAGGGUUAAGGCGGGCUACCAUGCAGCUAUCCGCACGAGACUUCACUGGUCUUGACAUUGCCUCUUCCUGGCUCACAACAUCAAAGUUGGCCAGAAAGGCAAAUCAAAACAACACCGCUUUCGACGCAGUCCUUCACGCAACCCGCCUCGGGGAGAGUGAAGCAAAGAUCGAGCACUCGCGGCUUCUCUGGAAGGACGGGCAUCACCGAAAAGCAAUCCAGAAUCUCGAGGGUGCGAUCGCCGCAAACAUCUUCUCGCGCGAGCAAACCCCGAGCAAUGCUGGAGACAGCAUGUCGACCAACAUGACCGAUGAGCAACGCCAAGUCGCCGACAGGCUUGCAGCACGAGCAUAUCUCUUGAAAGCCAAGUGGCUGGACCAGUCCGGACAGUCGGCUUCCAACACCAUCGUGCAGUGCUAUUACACCGCAAUCAAGCUCCACAACAAAUGGGAAAAGGGGCAUUAUUACCUGGGGAAACACUACAACAAGCUACUGGAGUCGGACAAAACGCAACCCAAAGUCAGCUUUUCGACCAAGUGCGGCGAGACGGCCCGGCUUAUCAUUGAAAACUACCUUCGAGCCGUCUUGUUCGGCGUCAAGCACCUUUACGAAACCAUUCCCAAAGUGCUUACUCUGUGGCUCGAUCUUGGAAUGACGGCAUCUGGGGACAAUGUGCCGAAAGACUAUGAGAGAAACCGGCAGCAAUAUGAACUUCAGGAACACGUCGCUGCCGUCCGUGCCCUUCGCCUGGACAUGAUCCAUUUACAGUUCAAGAAGUACGUUCUGGACAGGCUGCCAGCUUACCUGCUCUAUACGGCGCUGGCACAGAUGAUCACGCGCAUCAGCCAUCCGCACAAUCAGACGUACGACAUGCUUUCGAAGAUCAUUAUCAAGGUCGCAGAAGCCCAUCCCCAGCAAUCGCUUUGGAGUCUUCUUGCGGUGAUCAAAUCCAAGAACCACGAUCGCAGCAGUCGGGGCGCACAUUUAUUGGCAAAGUUGAAGGAAGUCAGCAAGAAGACCAAGACAAGUUCAUCGGGUCCAGAUGUGCGGACGCUGAUCGUGCAGGGAGACAAGCUCUCAACGGCUCUGCUGCAUGCGUGCGAUGCUGCAUUACCGGACAGGCAAACACGCUUCAGUCUCUCCAAGCACAUGGGCUUCUCGCAUAAGCUGGCCCCUUGCGGUCUGGUCGUGCCGAUCGAGACGACCCUGAUCGCGAGUCUGCCCCGUAACGGAGAGGUGUCGCCGAGAGCAUACAAGGCUGCGUUUUCUGGGAACGUCAUCACCAUCUCGUCCUUCAGCGAUGACGUUCUUGUACUCAGUUCCCUCCAGCGGCCGCGAAAGCUGAUCGUGCGCGGUUCGGACGGUCUGCCUUACGGCCUUCUCUGCAAGCCCAAGGACGACCUUCGGAAGGAUCAACGGUUGAUGGAGUUCAACGCAAUGGUCAACAGGGCACUUUUGGGUGACGUCGAAUCCAGCAAGAGGAGGCUCGACAUCAAGACGUACGCAGUCACGCCGCUGAACGAAGAAUGCGGGGCCAUCGAAUGGGUGGAAGGGCUGAAGCCCAUGCGAGACAUCAUACUCAAGCUCUACCGCGAGAAGGGCAUCAAGAUCGACUACACGGACAUCCGCGACAAGCUCAAGGACGCCUGCGCCAGCCGCGCCAACGUGCACAUCUUCACGGACAAGGUGCUCGGCCACCUCCGGCCCGUCCUGCACGAGUGGUUCAUCGAGUCCUUCCCGGAGCCCGAGGCGUGGCUCGCGGCGCGGCUCAAGUACACGCGCUCGUGCGCCGUCAUGUCCAUCGUCGGCCACGUGCUGGGGCUCGGCGACCGCCACGGCGAGAACCUGCUGCUGAUCGAGGAGGACGGCCGCGUCUUCCACGUCGACUUCAACUGCCUCUUCGACAAGGGCCUCACGUUCGAGAAGCCCGAGCUCGUGCCGUUCCGGCUGACGCACAACAUGGUCGACGCCAUGGGCGCCUACGGCGUCGAGGGCCCGUACCGGCUCGCCGCCGAGCUCACGCUCCGCCAGCUGCGCCAGCACAUGGACACGCUCAUGACCAUCCUCGAGACGUUCCUGUACGACCCCACGGCCGACUUCAUCGGCCGGAAGAAGAGGCACACCAAGGGGGUGCCGAGCACGCCCGAGGAGGUGCUGGAGAGCGUCAAGAAGAAGGUGCAGGGCUUCUUGCCCGACGAGACGGUGCCGUUGAGCGUCGAGGGGUACGUGAAUGCGCUGAUCGAGAGGGCGCGGGAUCCGCAUAAUCUGGCGGCCAUGUAUAUCGGUUGGUGUGCUUUCUUUUAG
This is a messenger RNA of Diplodia corticola, 7257 nucleotides long. RefSeq names its product protein kinase rad3. NCBI's taxonomy places the organism in Eukaryota, Fungi, Ascomycota, Dothideomycetes, Botryosphaeriales, Botryosphaeriaceae. Bases 1 to 7257 code for a protein of 2418 amino acids. Gene Ontology annotation, molecular function: protein binding; protein serine/threonine kinase activity. The transcript is spliced from 11 exons. Gene Ontology annotation, biological process: protein phosphorylation; telomere maintenance; DNA damage checkpoint signaling. The record is from RefSeq and is a predicted model, not a curated record. Gene Ontology annotation, cellular component: nucleus.